AUGGCAUCCUUGAUACAUAAUCGUUAUGCUUCUACUAAAUUCGAUUGGAUCAUCAACGACUUCGCGAAGGUGAACUCUGAAGAAGGACUAUGCUCUGAUGUUUUCUCUCUUGGUGGUUUCGAAUGGCAAGUACAGAUCUAUCCAAAGGGGUAUGGAGAUGUAUUUGAGUACUUGUCAAUAUACUUAACCCCUGUGGACUGGAACAAUUAUCCGACUGCAGAGUUCAGCGCUUCCGUUCUUAAUCUAUACGAUCCUAAUGAAAGCGCGACAGAAGGAUUGAAACACAAAUUCGACAAAGUCGGUAAUUACGGUUGGGGUUCGUCGACUUUCAUGCCUCUAAGUGACCUCCACGACCCUGAUGAAGGAUACAUUGUGCAUGGUACAUGCAUUAUUAGAGUUGAGGUUUCAUGUAGAAUAAUAGACGAUUUUGUUACCGAAUACGACAACGAGAGAAACGCAGAAAAGGUUAUGCAAUUUGGUGAUUAUCCAGGCGCCGUACAACCUUUUGGCAAAGGACAAGAUAAAAGCAAAGUUACUUUUCGCGAUGACAAGCAGGAAUUUGAAGAUAUUGGAGGCUUCCAUAUUCUGGAAAAGCAAGCGCCGUUAUAUAAGCAGAUAUGGAUGGAAUAUGGUCAUAUUCCUUCGACCAAUGUUAUGCCGAUUACCUCAUAUCAGGCCCUAGUUUUGGUGGUUAAAGACUUGAUGAGUUGCAUCACAGAUAUGAACAAGUGCCAUUAUGUAGAUUUAUCAGCUGAAAUGAUUGAGAGAUGGGAGGAUAUGAUAAUAAUGGCGGAGAAACUUGAAUUUAGCAUCGGAUGGCUGCGGGAAAGAUUUGAAUAUGUGAAAAAAGGAAUGUGCGGGAUGCAGAAUGUUAAAACUGAACUGCUGGAGCACGGUAAGCGUUUACGCGCAAUAAAAUCAAGGAUAAGGGUACUCAAGAAUGUGAGGACAAAGGCAGAGGUUGAGCUUAUUUCCGAGAUGGAUGACGUGCGAGAGAAAAUAUCUGGCUUACUCUCUGAAUCAGAUACGGAAACCUAUCUAAAAAUAGGUGACGAUACCCUGCUUGAUGGAUUGCUAGAUGAUGGAGUAUAUUAG
Messenger RNA from Papaver somniferum (opium poppy), 1095 nucleotides. Its product is annotated as MATH domain and coiled-coil domain-containing protein At3g58210-like. Gene Ontology annotation, molecular function: protein binding. The record is from RefSeq and is a predicted model, not a curated record. The transcript is spliced from 3 exons. The coding region runs from base 1 to 1095 and encodes 364 amino acids. NCBI's taxonomy places the organism in Eukaryota, Viridiplantae, Streptophyta, Magnoliopsida, Ranunculales, Papaveraceae.